This is a messenger RNA of Arabis nemorensis, 300 nucleotides long. The record is from the annotation of a GenBank genome assembly. NCBI's taxonomy places the organism in Eukaryota, Viridiplantae, Streptophyta, Magnoliopsida, Brassicales, Brassicaceae.
AUGGCAAUUGUUGUGGCAGUUGGUGGUUUGAUGGGUUACAUGAAACGGGGAAGCAAAAUAUCACUAGUUGCAGGAGGGGGAUCAGCUGCACUGUUCUAUUAUGUCUACACGGAGCUCCCAGGAAAUCCUGUCUUGGCAUCCUCUAUCGGCAUUGUGGGGUCGGCGGCACUGACGGGGAUGAUGGGAUCGCGCUACCUAAGGACGAGGAAAGUGGUCCCGGCUGGAGUUGUCUCGGUAGUGUCACUCGUGAUGACUGGGGCUUACUUGCACGGCAUCAUUCGCUCUGCUCGCUCAAGUUGA